Triticum urartu is the source of this 687-nucleotide messenger RNA. The record is from RefSeq and is a predicted model, not a curated record. NCBI's taxonomy places the organism in Eukaryota, Viridiplantae, Streptophyta, Magnoliopsida, Poales, Poaceae.
AUGGAGUGCCGGCUCAAACUGAGAAAAGAUGAUGAGGCAAAGGCUGUUGAUCCCUCUCCGUAUCGCAGUAUAAUCGAGAGUUUGAGGUACUUGGUACAUACCAGGCCGGACAUUGCACAUUUUGUGGGGAUUCUGCCCAAGCUCUCCCUGACCAACCAUGCCACGCACCUCCAUAGGCUCAACAAGGAUGACUACACCGGCGGCGAGCGAAGGCUGGUGGGCGUGGACAUGUUCGUGAGCGCGGCGGACACAGCCAGGGAGCCGCCCCUGGCGACAGCCAACACGGUGCUGUCCGUGCUCGCGGCGGACUACCCCGCGGGUAUGCUCGCCUGCUGCGUCUCUAACGAUGGCGCCGGCAUGUUGCUCUUCAAGGCGCUCUUCGAGACGGCGCGGCUCGCGAGGAGGUGGGUCCCAUUCUCCCGCCGCCAUAUCAUCGAGCCGAGGGCACCCGAGCCCUACUUCGCGCGGAACGUGGGCUACCUCAGGGACAAGGUCGCGCUGUCGUUCGUCAAGGAGCGCCACACCAUGAAGAGGGAGUACGAGGAGUUCACGGUGAGGAUGAACUACCUCGCUGCCAAGACGCGCAAGGUGCCAGAGGAGGGAUGGCUACACUGCAUCACGCGCAGCCACGAGUGCGACGUCAGGCUCGUCGUGCCCAUGGGGGAACAAGUGAGGCCAUCGGAUUAG